AUGACCACAAGAGGACUCGAGUCGCGCUUCGAGCGGCUGGCCGUCACCGACGAGAAUGACCCUGGAGAGAAUAUGCGCCUGUACCAGAAGACGAAGACGGUUGAGCCAUCAACCACGCGCUAUUCUACUCAGCCCAUGAAACCCAAAAACCUCUUCAAGAUCGCCCUGCAGUCACAAAACGCCAACAGCGCCAACACCCUCAAGACCACAGUAACCUUGCCGUCUCAGGCAGCGCAACGAAGCCACCCCAUGACACCAACCAACCCGCCAUCACCGAGGAAGGAAAGGGAUGCCAGGAAGGAAAGGGAGAAGCCCUCUGGCUCCGCCUCCGCAUCCUCCACAUCAGCUACAAUUUCCUCCGCAAAAUCCAGGCCCUCACCGCCAACCUCUACCAAGUCAACCUCCAGCACAUCAACAUAUAGCUCUAAGCACGACUAUUAUGAUGCGGAGCAGCAGGUAAAUGAACAGCCCGAUGAAGAAACAGAGGAAUCACAAAAGGAGGAGCAACAACAAGAGGAGGAAACCGCCGUCGUUCCCGCGCCACAAAUAGAAAAGCCUGUGGUCAAGAACUUCCACCUUGGCAUGUUCGAGAUUGGGCGGCCGCUGGGCAAGGGCAAAUUCGGGCGAGUGUAUCUGGCACGCGAGCGCACAAGUGGCUUCAUAUGCGCGCUCAAGGUGCUCUACAAGUCAGAGCUCCAGCAAGGGUCUGGCGUGGAGAAGCAGGUGCGCCGCGAAAUCGAGAUUCAGUCGAACCUGCGGCACCCCAACAUCCUGAAGCUGUACGGCCACUUCCAUGACAGCAAACGCAUCUUUCUCAUCCUUGAGUACGCAGGCAAGGGCGAGCUGUACAAACAUCUGCGGCGCGAGGGCCGCUUCCCUGAAUGGAAGGCGGCCCAGUAUAUUGCGCAGAUGGCGUCGGCGCUCAAGUACCUGCACCGUAAGCAUGUCAUCCAUCGCGACAUCAAGCCCGAGAACAUCCUUGUCGGUAUCCACGGCGAGAUCAAGAUCUCUGACUUUGGCUGGAGCGUGCACGCGCCCAACAACCGCCGCAAGACCCUGUGCGGCACUCUCGACUACCUGCCGCCCGAGAUGAUCCGCUCGGGCAGCAAGGAGAACUGGUACAAUGAGAAGGUUGAUCUAUGGAGCUUGGGGGUCUUGACCUACGAGUUCCUCGUUGGCGAGGCGCCGUUCGAGGACACUCCCAUCAUGACGCAGCGGCGUAUCGCCAAGGCUGAUAUGACCAUCCCUCAGUGGGUGAGCAAAGAGGCCCAGGAUCUCAUUAAGAGGCUCCUGGUCCUUGACCCCGAGAAGCGGCUCUCGCUCGACGAGGUCCAGAACCACCCUUGGAUCAUCAAGCACUGUGUCAAGGGCGAGCGUGCAGCCAAUAGGGAGAAGCCGCUCAAAUGA
Messenger RNA from Thermochaetoides thermophila DSM 1495, 1407 nucleotides. RefSeq lists its product as uncharacterized. The transcript is spliced from 3 exons. The record is from RefSeq and is a predicted model, not a curated record. NCBI's taxonomy places the organism in Eukaryota, Fungi, Ascomycota, Sordariomycetes, Sordariales, Chaetomiaceae. Gene Ontology annotation, biological process: regulation of cytokinesis; mitotic spindle organization; protein phosphorylation. Gene Ontology annotation, cellular component: spindle pole centrosome; spindle microtubule; spindle midzone. Bases 1 to 1407 code for a protein of 468 amino acids. Gene Ontology annotation, molecular function: protein kinase activity; ATP binding.